AUCUCAACCAAACCCAAUCCAACCCAACCCGCUUCAGGGUUUAUCGCUCACGCCGCGCCGCCUCCUCACCCCCGCCUCCCGCCGCCGCCGCUUCUCCCCGAACCUUCGCCGGCGAACGGCCGGGCAUGUGGGCUGUGCGGAGUCUCCGCCGUAACCUCCUGCGAGCGGCCUCCUCGCCGCUCCACCCCAGGUGCCCUCUCCCCCCCGGGAGCUUCGCGGCGGGAUGCGGCGGCGAGGCUGCGGCUGCGGCGUCGGCGCGGUCCGCGUUGCUGCCGCCGCCGGGGGCGGGGGGCGGGUGGUGGCGGCGGCGGAUGAUGUCGACGACGAAGGGGAGGAGCAUGCGGAGCAAGGUGGAGAAGCGGAUGGCGAGGGAGACCGGGCGCACGCAGCGGGAGCUGCGGCGCGCCGUCAAGCUCAGGAAGAAGCUCAUGACCGACGAUGAGAGGCUCAUCUACAGCCUCAGGAGGGCCAAGAAAAAAGUUGCUUUGCUUCUACAAAAGCUCAAGAAGUAUGAGCUACCAGACUUGCCAGCUCCUCGACAUGAUCCCGAGCUGUUGACAGCCGAGCAACUACAGGCUUACAAGAAGAUUGGAUUCAGAAAUAGAAACUACGUGCCUGUAGGAGUUCGUGGAGUUUUUGGAGGUGUUGUUCAAAACAUGCAUAUGCACUGGAAAUUCCAUGAAACUGUGCAAGUUUGCUGUGACAACUUCCCAAAGGAAAAAAUCAAGGAAAUGGCAGCGAUGCUGACAAGAUUGAGUGGUGGCAUAGUGAUCAACAUUCAUAAUACCAAGACGAUUAUCAUGUUUCGAGGAAGAAACUAUCGUCAACCAAAGAACCUCAUACCUUUGAACACACUAACCAAAAGGAAGGCUUUAUUCAAGGCUAGAUUUGAGCAGGCUCUAGAGUCACAGAAACUAAACAUCAAGAAGAUAGAGACACAACUCCGUCGUAAGGGUAUCAAUCCGGAGGACCCAGUUGCCAUGGCCAGCAUACAGCGAGUUGCAUCAACAUUCUUCCGAGCCAUAGAUGAGCAGCAGGGUACUCCCUACGUCUUCCGUGGUGAUACACAACCAACUGCUGGGACCACUGAAAUAAAGGAACCACAUGAUCAGCAAUCUGAGGAUAGCGACCAGGAAGAGCUUGAUCGCUUUAUAGCAGAAAUAGAGACCGCAGCUGAGCAGCAAUGGGAGGAAGAAGAGGCAGCGGAGAAAGAAGAAUCUUCUCGACUGCGAUACUGGGACAGAGAAGAGGGGAGUGAGAGGAGGGGUUUCAAUAGGAGCUACGACAACCCAGGCAAUGAAUAUAGAGACCAGGGAAGAUACACGAGAGACAACAACAGAAGGACAGCGGAUUCAAGGAGGUGGGACGAUGAUAGCGAGAUAGAUGUGUCAGGUGAGGAAUGGGACUCUGAUGACGAUAAGGAUAAUGUAUUUGACAAUGACGUAGAUGCUCCUGAUGAACACCCUCGACGAUUUGAAAGCAUGAGAAGCGAGAAGAGCAGAUCCGAUCGCAGUCGGAAUUAUACAUCUAGGGGUUCCAGAAGUUCCAUUGAGAAACCAAGGAAUUCAGCUACUGCUUCUGGUAGAAGCGUGUUCAGGGAAAGUGAGGAUGAUGAGUUAGAUACUGAAGAUGAUGAGUUGUGGGGACCAGAUUUGAAGGAAGAGAGAAACUUGAGAGCCCCUAAGGUGAAUUUCGCUAACUAUCACAGUGGCACCAGCAGCGAGGAGGACACUGAUGACAACUGGAAACAAGACUCCAGGACUGGCAAUACGAGGAAGAAUACUGAUGAGAGCUGGGACAGUGACUAAUGAAGAAUAAGAAAUCGAAUAUUUCGAAACUAAGAUAUUUCAUGGCUGCCACAGGUUACAUUCUCGCCUAACGGUGAACUGGAUGGAAGACAAUACACUUGGUUUUGGUGAGACCAACUGUUCUUUUAACAGUUCAUAUUGAAACCUUCAGAGUUCAGACAUUGCUUUGGUCCCAACUGACAUCGCUAUAAAUUGCCUGCAUUGGAUCUUAGACUGCAAUGACACUGCUAUCACAUCCUCAAAUCAGGGGCCUGCAUGUUUUAGGCAUGCGAAUUCCUUGGGCUCUUAACAAAGAGACAUGCACAUAUACAUACUUUGAUGGUCCUGUAUGUCGUCGUCUAUGUCGAGAUAUAUGAUGUAUUCAUUGAAUUACUUCAUUGAAUGCUCUUGAUAAGCUUAAGAAAGCACUGCCAUUUAUUGCGCCCUUCUAACUGCAGUGAGCCUGUCUUGUCCUAGCUAGAUUCAGGGCUUGUUUGAAAUGCAGAAAUUUCAUACUCCCAAGUUCCUCCAUUCCAAAGGAGGUAGAAUGUUUUUCCCCCUGUCCCCAGCCAUACUUUUCUAGUAGUUCAGGCGUAGCACUAGAGCCACAUUAUAAUUAACCAUGAUAAAACAUAUAAUUCAGACUCUGAUCACUAUCAACUGAAAGCCAAAGCAAUGCUCAACGACUAUCAGCUCAAUGACAAAGCAAUGCUCAACGGGAAGCAUUUGAAAGAUGUAUACUAACCAAAUUAAGUAACAUAUACACGAAUAUAAGCCUGUCUAGCCAAUAUCUAGUGCCAAAAAAUUAUUCGUAAGUUUACCUAGCAGAGGUAGCAAGAGAUACAACACCACGAGACCUUUCAGAUUUCGACAGGAAACUAGAAACUACUGAACCAAUGAAAAAAAAUAUUUCCACAAAUUCUUGGUGGAAAAAGAAUUCUUUUGGUGCAGCCUAUUUGGUGCCUAAAAAUUUGUCACCUCCAUCAAUGUCCUCCUCCCUCUUUUGCUGUUGAAUCCUAAAUGUAGUGGUCAACCGAAACAGAUGUCACUGCAUUUGAUCAUAAAAACUGUA
This is a messenger RNA of Oryza sativa Japonica Group (Japanese rice), 2859 nucleotides long. RefSeq names its product CRM-domain containing factor CFM9, mitochondrial. The record is from RefSeq and is a predicted model, not a curated record. NCBI's taxonomy places the organism in Eukaryota, Viridiplantae, Streptophyta, Magnoliopsida, Poales, Poaceae. Gene Ontology annotation, molecular function: RNA binding.